Molecule: messenger RNA, 1633 nt
Organism: Drosophila elegans
Lineage: Eukaryota; Metazoa; Arthropoda; Insecta; Diptera; Drosophilidae
Gene: Surf4
Product: surfeit locus protein 4 homolog
Exons: 4
Coding region: 207-1019 (270 amino acids)
Biological process (GO): Golgi organization
Cellular component (GO): endoplasmic reticulum; membrane; endoplasmic reticulum-Golgi intermediate compartment
Source: RefSeq, a predicted model, not a curated record
CGACGCGGUCACACUGAUCACGGCUCCCACAGCCAUUCCGUCGUGCGUGUGUGUUUUUAAGUUCCUGCUUUUAAUUCAUGAUUUUUUGGUAACUUGACUAUCAUUUAAAGAGCGACGCGACGCCCAGGACCUCAGAAACCAAUUGCCAAAGUGUCUUCUCCACCAGCGAGUGCACUAAGUGAGAGAUCAGUGAGAAAACUGCCAACAUGAGCAUACCCAACGAGUAUAUAGCGAAAACGGAGGAUGUGGCGGAACAGGUUAUCAAGCGCGGCAAGAAUGUGCUGCCCACGGUGGCUCGUCUGUGCCUCAUCGCCACCUUCUUCGAGGACGGCCUGCGCAUGUACUUCCAGUGGAACGAGCAGCGCGAGUACAUGGACAUGAGCUGGGGCUGCGGCAAGUUCCUGGCCACCGUCUUUGUUCUGGUCAACCUGCUCGGACAGCUGGGCGGUUGCGGCAUGGUGAUGGCCAGGUUCAAGGUGGACAUAGCGGUGGGCCUGCUCUUCUUUAUCGUUGUGCUGCAGACCGUGGCCUACUCCAUUCUGUGGGACUUCCAGUUCCUGCUGCGCAACUUUGCCCUGAUCGGCGCCCUGCUGCUCGUCCUGGCCGAGGCCAGGAUCGAGGGACGCAGCCUUUUCGCCGGCGUGCCAUCGAUGGGCGACAACAAGCCCAAGAACUUCAUGCAGCUGGCCGGCCGCAUCCUGCUGGCCUUCAUGUUCAUCACUUUGAUCCGUUUUGAGCUGAGCGUGUGGCAGGUCAUCCAGGACAUCAUCGGCUCCAUUCUGAUGGUGCUGGUCGUGCUGGGCUACAAGACGAAGCUGUCCGCCCUGAUUCUGGUGGCCCUGCUCACCAUCCUGAACCUGUACCACAAUGCCUGGUGGACCAUUCCGUCCUACAAGCCACUCAGGGAUUUCUUAAAAUACGACUUUUUCCAGACUCUGUCGGUUAUCGGUGGUCUCCUCAUGAUCGUGUCCUUGGGCCCUGGCGGCGUUUCCAUGGACGAGCACAAGAAGAAGUGGUAGAGGGACUCGGCACCGGUCGCUCCUUGCACGAAACACUUUCAACAAUUGACUUUAACCGUGUUUUACUCUUUCCGAGAAAUGUUAGUUAGGAUUUACCAUAAAAUGGGACAACAACAGGAGCAGCAUCAGCAGCACAACACCGGCACGUAUAAGAACUUGACAAUUUUCAAUAAAGGGACUUCCGCAAUACCCUUUCUCCACUGGCUUUAUCAUAGGGAUCAUCCAACCCAACCCAAAAACAUUUUCAUUCGCGCACAUUCAACGACAAACUUCGAUUACAUUUAAGACAUUUUCUUUUUGUACAUAACGAGAAAGCAAGAAAAAAGUGUGGCCCCUUUUAUAGCCCCUCCCAAAUGAGGGACAUAACUGAUUUUUGUAUCUACUGCUUGUCAAUAUCCAUAUUUUUCACCGAUUUUUUUAUAUGAUUUGUACGCUCUUAUAAAUAAGUUGUAACCUUGGUGUUUGCGUUUUGUUGUUUGCUAGAAGUUUGAAAAUGAAAACGAUGUAUAAAAUAUGAUGUACCAAUUGACAAUGAUUUGUUUCUUUCGUUUAUAAGCAAAAGUGUAAUAGAAUUAAAUUGUAACGUUUUAAUAAACCUAAAGAAGAAAAACCGA